Messenger RNA from Histoplasma capsulatum G186AR, 2376 nucleotides. RefSeq names its product ankyrin repeat protein. The record is from RefSeq and is a predicted model, not a curated record. Gene Ontology annotation, molecular function: protein binding. Lineage: Eukaryota; Fungi; Ascomycota; Eurotiomycetes; Onygenales; Ajellomycetaceae. The coding region runs from base 1 to 2376 and encodes 791 amino acids. The transcript has 2 exons.
AUGGACCCAUUCAGUAUUGCACAGUUGAUUCUCCUCUCGGGGGAAAUUAUCAGUGCGUGUUACAUCUACGGCUGUGCUGUUUCUCAUGCCCCAGAAGAUUUACGGAAGCUCGUUGAGGAAACCACUUCCCUGAGCGGCAUCUUCGUGGCAAUCCAGGGUCUGGUCAACGCGGAUAGAUUUGUAGCCACUCAAAAGGAGGCGCUGUCCAAUUCCUUGAAAGAAUGCCAGGUUACACUCCGGCAACUGAAGGAUAUCCUACAAUCUAUACAUCCAGGGCCAGAGGAGAAGAAGAUGAAGGUCUUGAAGAGGCUCCUAUGGCCACUGAAACAGAAUGAAACGACGAAAAUUCUGGAAAGUCUUGGCCGACAUAAGAGCUCACUGAACUUGCUUCUCGCCCUUGAAGCCACUCUGGAGGCCCAGCAAACGCAGAUCGUCCUAUAUGAACUCCAACAGGCACUCCAGGAUGAUAGAGAGGAGCGCAGAGGCCGUGAAAUUAGGGAGCGCCGAAUCCAAGUAAAUCAAUGGCUGUGCGGUAUUAACUUUACGACUACCCAUGAUCGUGCUUCCUCAGAGCACUCCUCGGGGACCGGGGCUUGGGUUCUGAAUAGCGAGCAUUUGCAGUGCUGGCUUUUUGGAGGACAUGGUCUUCUAUGGAUUCAUGGAAUUCCGGGAUCAGGCAAAACAGUAUUGAUGAGUACGAUCUUGAACCAGUGUCUUUUAUCCAGUGCCUCCGAGAAAGACAUCAUUGCUUACUACUAUUGUGACUUUCGGAGUCAUGAUAGUUGUCGGCCUGAAUCUGUCAUUGGAGCCAUUAUCCUUCAAAUCUGCGAGGCUUUAACUUUCCUUCCUGAACAUGUAGAGGACUCAUAUACGCGUCAUAUUGGGAAGGACGGCAAGGCCGCAGCGCCAAGUUUUCAAGAAUUGGAGGUCCUACUGAGCGAAACUCUGGCUCUGGUACCGAAUGUCACAAUUGUUGUGGACGCCUUGGAUGAAUGCCACGAGAGGGAAUCGCUCGUCAAAAUUCUGAGCGACUUACCCUCCAAUGCCUCUGCAAGUGUCAAAGUGUUAGUCUCUAGCCGCAGAGAGGUUGAUAUUGUUCGACUGUUGAAGGAUCAUCCUAGUAUCUCAACACAGUGCCAGGAUGCCGAUGAAGACAUCCAUCACUAUAUCCGUGCGUCCAUCAAACUUAGGCCAAGGUUACAAAAGCUGAAUCAGGCAUCGCAAGAACACAUAGUGGAAACUCUGACCAAAGGCGCUGGCGGAAUGUUUCGCUGGGUGAAAUGUCAACUCGACGAACUUGCCCGCCUCCGAACUGAUGGCGCCAUCAAAUCCGCCCUCUGCGGCCUUCCUCGCGAUCUUGACGAAACAUAUGAGCGAAUAUUAGGCCGUAUCUCUGAACACGACAUACCCCUCGCACGACAAGCACUCCUCUGGCUCGCCUACGCCAGCCGGCCCCUCACCCUCUCCGAACUAGCCGAGGGCGCCAUCCUCCAACCAAAUAUCACAACUCUGGACCCAGAGGACAGACUCCAUGACCCUGAAGACAUCCUGGAAGUCUGCGGCUCUCUCGUCUCUCUUGACGGCCCAUACGUCGUCCUUGCCCAUAAUUCCGUACGAGACUAUCUUCUUUCAUCCUGCGCUGCGAACAACCUACCAUGCUUCUAUCUUCCCGAAUCCCACUGCCUCCCUGAACUUUCCACGCUCUGCCUAACCUACCUGAUGCUAUCCCCAUUCAGCACGGGCCCCUGUGUAACCUCUGAAGAUAUGAUACAACGGCUAAAGGACUGGCCUCUGCUCCAGUACAUCUCACAUAACUGGGCAGACCACGCCCGCCCAUACCUAAAUCCGUCCCAAAACCCAAGACUCUAUAUCCAAGCCACAACCCUAUUCGCAGAUCCCCCAACUGCCAACUUCUUAUCCUGGGUGCAGAUCCUCUUCGUCAACCCUCGCCGCCUACAGAAAACGUACAACCUGUACCCACGCACCGGCACACCGCUGUACUAUGCCACAUCCUUCGCCCUCAUAUCUGUAUUCGAGCACCUGCUCGCUCAGGGCAGCGAUGUCAACGCUCAAGGGGGUCGUGGGGGUGGGACACCGUUGCACGCAGCGUGCUGGCGCGUGCAGGUCGAACUAAUACGGCUGCUUCUACGCUCCGGUGCUAAUUUGGACGUGAGGGAUAAGAACGGGGAAACGGCAGUGGAUUUGGCAGAGUCUGCGAUGGCAGCAGGGAAUGUGGAGAUUGCCGGAGUGUUUCUGGAGGAAAGGGGAAUCGUUUUGAACAAUCAGAAUGGACGCGAUGCGGGCGAUUGGUGGGACAAUGUUAAUGGAAAUAUACGGAAGUAUAGGCUCAAGUGGAAACCGAGAGUUAUCCGAUGA